Molecule: messenger RNA, 2367 nt
Organism: Drosophila serrata
Lineage: Eukaryota; Metazoa; Arthropoda; Insecta; Diptera; Drosophilidae
Gene: Mad
Product: mothers against decapentaplegic homolog 1
Biological process (GO): cell differentiation; BMP signaling pathway; regulation of transcription by RNA polymerase II
Cellular component (GO): heteromeric SMAD protein complex
Molecular function (GO): DNA-binding transcription factor activity, RNA polymerase II-specific; I-SMAD binding; RNA polymerase II cis-regulatory region sequence-specific DNA binding
Source: RefSeq, a predicted model, not a curated record
AUUUUAUGGACAAUUGCAGUGCCUAAACACAGUCAAAAUGACAAAAUAAACCCUCAGGAAGUGCUCACCGCCACGCACUAUCCGCCCGCUGAUAGUUAUACCGGUUAUCGGGUAACUCCACCCCAAAUCAACGGCAGCAGCAACACCAACAACAACAUUCACAACAUCAACAACAACAACAGCAGCCAUCACAUCAACAAUAACAACAUCAACAACAUCUGCAGCAGCAGCAGUAGCAGCAACAACAAUUUGACAGCAAUCAACAGCGGCAACAGAAUGGACACCGACGAUGUGGAAUCAAAUACCAGCAGCGCCAUGUCCACGUUGGGCUCACUCUUCUCGUUCACAUCGCCGGCGGUAAAGAAGCUGCUGGGUUGGAAGCAAGGCGACGAGGAGGAGAAAUGGGCGGAGAAGGCCGUCGACAGUCUAGUGAAGAAGCUGAAACGGAAGGGAGCUAUCGAGGAGCUAGAGCGGGCUCUGUCAUGUCCAGGACAACCCUCGAAAUGUGUAACCAUUCCGCGCUCACUUGACGGACGAUUACAGGUCUCUCAUCGCAAAGGAUUACCGCAUGUCAUCUACUGCCGCGUUUGGCGCUGGCCUGACCUGCAGUCACAUCACGAACUGAAACCCCUGGAGCUCUGCCAGUAUCCGUUUAGCGCCAAGCAAAAGGAAGUGUGCAUUAAUCCGUAUCACUAUAAGCGUGUGGAGAGUCCUGUUCUACCGCCAGUUCUUGUACCACGCCACUCGGAAUUCGCACCCGGACACUCGAUGCUGCAGUUUCCCCACGUGCCGGAGCCGAGUAUGCCGCACAAUGUGAGCUACUCGAACAGUGGCUUCAACUCGCACAGCUUAAGCACCAGCAACACAUCGGUGGGCAGUCCAAGUUCCGUGAACUCCAAUCCCAAUUCACCAUUCGACAGUUUGGCGGGAACGCCGCCACCUGCCUACAGUCCGUCGGAGGAUGGGAACUCGAACAAUCCGAAUGAUGGGGGACAACUGCUAGAUGCUCCGAUGGGUGACGUGGCCCAGGUUAGCUACGCGGAGCCCGCCUUCUGGGCUUCAAUUGCUUACUACGAGCUCAACUGCCGGGUGGGCGAGGUGUUCCACUGCAACAAUAACUCGGUGAUUGUGGACGGCUUUACGAAUCCGUCGAAUAACUCAGAUCGCUGCUGCCUAGGCCAACUGAGCAAUGUGAACAGGAACAGCACCAUCGAGAAUACACGCCGGCAUAUAGGCAAAGGCGUCCAUCUCUACUAUGUCACUGGCGAAGUCUACGCCGAAUGCCUCUCCGAUUCUGCUAUUUUCGUGCAGUCAAGGAACUGCAACUACCAUCACGGAUUCCACCCGAGCACCGUAUGCAAAAUCCCGCCGGGCUGCUCACUCAAGAUCUUCAAUAACCAGGAAUUUGCUCAGCUGCUGUCACAGUCGGUGAACAGUGGAUUCGAGGCUGUUUACGAGCUAACCAAGAUGUGCACGAUCCGAAUGUCGUUCGUGAAGGGAUGGGGAGCGGAAUAUCAUCGCCAGGAUGUGACAUCGACGCCCUGCUGGAUCGAGAUCCAUCUACAUGGGCCGCUCCAGUGGCUUGACAAAGUGCUCACGCAAAUGGGCUCACCGCAUAAUGCAAUUAGUUCGGUAUCCUAAGCUUAAGAUAAGGAGAGAUCCCCCCAAAAACAGAAGCAAAAACAAAAGAAUACAAAAACCAGUAGCUAAAUGAGUAUAUGUUGAGUGAGGAUGAAAGCCAAGUGUGUAAAAGACGUAGAAAACACAGGACAAAUGAGCAAGGAAGCAAAGCCUAGAUUUAGUUACGAUGAUGAAGAGUUCUGCAGAUUUAAAUAGAUGUACGCAAGCAAGCUGCUACUCAAAAAGCCACCACCCGCCCUUUGCCCAUAUUUUAUAGUUUAAAUAUCGUAUGAUUUUCUAUGCGAAUGUCAUUCCUAACGCUAAAAUAAAGUUAUGAGAAAUACAACAACAGCAAGCUAAGAAACCAACUACAAAAUGGUAUAACUAUUUACAAAUGAUCUACAUGCUAUUAUAAUAAUAAUGAUCUAUAUGCCCAUUGGCAAAAUGUUGUUGUUCCAAGAAGUCUAUUUCAAGUGCUAAUUAUGUGUCAUGGCAAAACUGCUUUAAAUAUACUACAAAAAACACUAAACGAAAAGAAAUACACAUUUAAUUAAUCCUACCUACUUAAAAUACCUAAGCAACCAGAAAUUUAAAAUGCAAUAUGUUUCUUAAAAUGAUUAUUAUGUUUUUCUCAUUUUCUCCCCGUUUGCCUUUGAUCAACGAAUUCAAUGUUCAAAAAGUUGAUUUAAAUCUAUGUUUUAACUAAUUUUAAGUUGAUAAAAAAAUAAAAUUACAAAAAAAAAAAAA